UCCUCCACAGGGCCGCUCGGUUGCCCGGCCCCUUCGAACGCGGAAGUGGGGAUGACGCUGAAAGUGCUAAGUGCUGUUCUGGUGUGGCGCGCCGGUGUACCGCCCACUGUGAAUGUUUCCUUUGCUGACGUUUGAGUAGGAGGUGACCAAGUGGAGACGCUGAAUAAAGGCGGCAAAGCGCUGGCGAAGUCGGAGGCGGGGUCAAGGCUCGUCAAGGCGUCUGUCCGUAGCCAGUUGCACACAGUUAGCUUCAUGGAGCGGAUGUGCCAUCAUUAACUCUGGAGGACCUGGAAAAUUAGAAUCUGUUAGAUGUGGGAGAGUGAGAGGAAGAUAUGUGAUUGUCAGCACUCCAGGCCUUGUUCUCCUCUGAACUAAAACAUGCAUUCAUGGGCCAAACCAGAAACGGAUUUGAGUAAUAUGACAACUAAGCUCUCCAUUUCAAAGCUUGGCAGUAUCCCUGGGAAUGGAAUACCUCCAACAUGGCUCUUCAGCACCAGGGCUGAUGUUCUGGGCCUCCCAGAUCAGUCAGAACUGCAACAAUGGCACCUAUGAGAUCACCGUCCUGAUGAUGAACAACUCAGCCUUCCCAGAGACCUUGGAGAACUUGAGAGAAGUGGUGACAGAAGGAGUGCAAAUAGUGGAACAGCGUCUGCUCAAUGCUGGCAUAAAUGUGACUGUGAUUGCUACCUUUAUCUUUUCGGAUAAUGAGAUUUACAAGUCAAAUGACUGUCGGAGUAGCACCUGUGAAGGCCUUGACCUACUCAGGACAAUUUCAAAUAAGAAACAGAUGGGCUGUGUCCUCAUAGGGCCCUCGUGUACAUAUUCCACCUUCCAGAUGUACCUUGACACAGAUUUGAACUACCCCAUGAUUUCAGCUGGGAGUUUUGGAUUGUCAUGUGACUACAAAGAGACUUUAACCAGGCUGAUGUUUCCAGCUAGGAAGCUGAUGUACUUCUUGGUUAACUUUUGGAAGGCCAAUCAUUUGCCAUUCAAAGAUUUUUCCUGGAACACUGCCUAUGUUUUCAAAAAUGGCACCGAGACUGAGGACUGUUUCUGGUACAUCAAUGCUCUGGAGGCUGGGGUUUCCUAUUUUUCUCAGGAACUUGGCUUCAAAGAUAUGUUGAGGGGAAGUGACCAGUUUCAGGAUAUCUUAAUGAACCAAGACAGGAAAAGCAAUGUGAUUGUUGUGUGUGGUAAACCAGACACGAUUGGUGACCUCAAGGGUGACCUGGCGGUGGCUGAAGAUAUUGUGAUUAUUCUAGUGGACCUAUUCAAUAACGAAUACUUCAUGGAUAAUGUCACAGCCCCUGACUAUAUGAAAAAUGUCCUUGUCCUGACAUUGCCUCCUGAGAAUCCCAUCUCAAAUAAAUCUUUCUCCAAAGAUUUAUCAUGGGCAAAAAAUGACUUUGCUCUUGCCUACUUGGAUGGCAUCUUGCUCUUUGGACACAUGCUGAAGAUAUUUCUUGAAAAUGGAGAAGCUGUUACCACCCCCAAAUUUGCACACGCCUUCAAGGACCUCACUUUUGAAGGGCAUGCGGGUCCUGUGACUUUGGACGACUGUGGGGAUAUUGACAACACUAUGUUGCUUCUGUAUACUUCUGUGGAUACCAACAAAUACAACGUUCUCUUGACCUAUGACACGCAUGUAAAUAGGACUAAUCCCAAGGAAGACAGCCCCGCAUUCAUCUGGAAGAACCACAAACUUCCUAAUGAUAUCCCAGGCCAGGGCCCUCAAGUCCUGUUGAUUGCAGUCAUCACCCUCACAGGAGCUGUGGUUCUGCUCCUGCUCAUCGCUCUUCUGGUGCUGAGAAAAUAUAGAAAAGAAUAUGAACUUCGUCAGAAAAAAUGGUCCCACAUUCCUCCUGAAAAUAUCUUUCCUCUGGAGACCAAUGAGACCAACCAUGUUAGCCUGAAGAUCGAUGAUGACAAGAGACGAGACACAAUUCAGAGACUUCGACAGUGCAAAUACGACAAAAAGCGAGUGAUUCUAAAGGAUCUCAAGCACAAUGAUGGCAAUUUCACUGAGAAACAGAAGAUAGAAUUGAACAAGUUGCUUCAGAUGGACUAUUACAACCUAACCAAGUUCUAUGGCACAGUGAAGCUUGAUACCAUGAUCUUCGGGGUGAUUGAAUACUGUGAGAGAGGAUCCCUCCGGGAAGUUUUAAAUGACACCAUCUCCUAUCCUGAUGGCACAUUCAUGGAUUGGGAGUUUAAGAUCUCAGUCUUGUAUGACAUUGCUAAGGGCAUGUCAUACCUGCACUCCAGUAAGACUGAAGUCCAUGGCCGUCUGAAAUCCACCAACUGUGUGGUAGACAGCAGAAUGGUGGUAAAGAUCACUGAUUUUGGCUGCAGUUCCAUUUUGCCUCCAACAAAAGACCUGUGGACGGCCCCGGAGCACCUCCGCCAGGCCAGCAUCUCCCAGAAAGGAGACGUGUACAGCUACGGCAUCAUCGCCCAGGAGAUCAUCCUGCGGAGGGAAACCUUCUACACUCUGAGCUGCCGGGACCAGAAUGAGAAGAUUUUCAGAGUAGAGAAUUCCAAUGGAGUCAAACCUUUCCGCCCGGAUCUGUUCCUGGAAACGGCAGAGGAGAAAGAACUGGAAGUCUAUCUACUUGUAAAAAACUGCUGGGAGGAAGAUCCAGAGAAGAGACCAGAUUUCAAAAAAAUUGAGUCUACGUUGGCCAAGAUAUUUGGCCUAUUUCACGACCAAAAAAAUGAAAGUUAUAUGGACACCUUGAUCCGACGUCUACAGCUGUAUUCUCGAAACCUGGAACAUCUGGUGGAGGAAAGGACGCAGCUGUACAAGGCAGAGAGGGACAGAGCUGACAGACUCAACUUUAUGUUGCUCCCAAGGCUGGUGGUCAAGUCUCUGAAGGAGAAAGGCAUUGUGGAGCCUGAAUUGUAUGAGGAAGUUACAAUCUACUUCAGUGACAUUGUAGGUUUUACCACCAUCUGCAAAUACAGCACCCCCAUGGAAGUGGUAGACAUGCUCAAUGACAUCUAUAAGAGUUUUGACCACAUUCUUGAUCACCACGAUGUGUAUAAGGUGGAAACCAUUGGUGAUGCCUACAUGGUGGCCAGUGGUUUGCCUAAGAGGAAUGGCAAUAGGCAUGCAAUAGACAUUGCCAAGAUGGCCUUGGAUAUCCUCAGCUUCAUGGGGACCUUCGAACUGGAACAUCUUCCCGGUCUCCCAAUAUGGAUUCGCAUUGGCGUUCAUUCUGGUCCCUGUGCUGCUGGAGUUGUGGGAAUCAAGAUGCCUCGUUAUUGCCUAUUUGGAGAUACCGUCAACACAGCCUCUAGGAUGGAAUCCACUGGCCUCCCCUUGAGAAUUCAUGUGAGCGGCUCCACAAUAGCCAUCCUGAAGAGAACUGAAUGCCAGUUCCUAUACGAAGUGAGAGGGGAAACAUACUUAAAGGGAAGAGGAACUGAGACUACCUACUGGCUGACGGGGGUGAAGGACCAGGAGUACAACCUGCCAACGCCUCCUACUGUGGAGAAUCAGCAGCGCUUGCAAGCCGACUUUUCUGACAUGAUUGCCAACUCUUUACAGAAGAGACAGGCGGCAGGGAUAAAAAGUCGAAAACCAACACGAGUGGCCAGCUACAAAAAAGGCACUUUGGAAUACUUGCAGCUGAACACAACAGACAAAGACAGCACCCAUUUUUAAACCAAAACGAAGUCCAAGGACUCACUUAGGCAGUGGCCCAAGUGUCCCAGAGACCUAAUGCAAUCAAAGACUUAGAUACACUCUGCUUUGCCCUGUCUGGAGCAUAGACUUGCUUCUGUGAAUCAGAUGUGCGCUCUCAGCGCAAAAAUUACCUUUUACUCUGGAGUCUGACGGAUCUCAACAGGGGCUCCAGGGAGCUUUCACCUGGGAAGGAGGAGGAAUAGAUGUACCAUCUCUAAGUUGAAGAGACUGUGCUCUUACUUCAUUUAUUUUGUUUCUGUUUUUGUUUUGUUUACUGACUCUUUUUCCUUCUGUAUUCAUGAGAGGAGUUUUAAAAUUGUCACAAUUCUAUUUUAAGUAACUUUUCUCCAUUAAAUUAUAUUUAACUCUUAAUUUUUGCAGGCGAUAUGCUAUCUGUUAGGCAGGAAUAAAAGUUAAACAUUUACUGAGACUAUGAAUGUGUUUCCACCUACUCCAGCCAUUUUUCUGAAUUGCACCAGCCACUGUCCUGUGCUUGCUGAAAACCUGGCUAACUCCCCUAGCACUGAAGUAAGGCAAAGCCAGCAUUGUUGCUCAGGGCCAAGAACCUCGAUGCUCAGUGUCACCUGCUACACAUCAGAUUUUAUGUCUAGGCUUCUACUAUGGGAGGCGAGACCUACAGUUGUCUCCCGUCUGAGACAAAGGUCAAACCUUAUUUACCGGUAAACACAAAGUACAGUAAAAACCUUGGACGGCAAGUGACUUGUUCUGCAUGUGUUCCAUAAGAUGAGCAAGCAUUUCUAAUAAAUUUAACUUGAUAAACAAGCAA
This is a messenger RNA of Suricata suricatta (meerkat), 4475 nucleotides long. RefSeq names its product guanylate cyclase 2C (gene GUCY2C). The record is from RefSeq and is a predicted model, not a curated record. NCBI's taxonomy places the organism in Eukaryota, Metazoa, Chordata, Mammalia, Carnivora, Herpestidae. Gene Ontology annotation, molecular function: protein kinase activity; guanylate cyclase activity; ATP binding. Gene Ontology annotation, biological process: intracellular signal transduction; receptor guanylyl cyclase signaling pathway; cGMP biosynthetic process. Bases 464 to 3667 code for a protein of 1067 amino acids. The transcript has 30 exons.